Sabethes cyaneus is the source of this 2571-nucleotide messenger RNA. RefSeq names its product sphingomyelin phosphodiesterase 4. Gene Ontology annotation, biological process: sphingomyelin catabolic process; glycerophospholipid catabolic process; ceramide biosynthetic process. The transcript has 7 exons. The record is from RefSeq and is a predicted model, not a curated record. The coding region runs from base 108 to 2495 and encodes 795 amino acids. Lineage: Eukaryota; Metazoa; Arthropoda; Insecta; Diptera; Culicidae. Gene Ontology annotation, molecular function: sphingomyelin phosphodiesterase D activity.
AGUCGAUUUAGUGAUUUAGGUUUCCAAAGAAAUUUCUGUUGCAGUUUCAAAAUAUUAUUUGCCAAGUUUUGGUUAAUCAUUUAUCCGUUCGGUUAACACGUUCGACGAUGGAUUCUUUGGGGGUAAGGAUUUUGGAAAUACUGAAUUUACCGGUUAUGAUGCGCUGUCCUGAACUAGGGCUUCUUAUAGAUCGCUCCAGUAUUAAAGAACUUCAGGAUAUUUAUCCGUUAUUGGUUAGUUCGAUAUUUGGUAUUAAUGGAGGAACAGGUUGGGGUGUAAGAACUAUGACACGGGAUACUCAUCCGCAUGAUUUUGACGUGCUUUAUAAUUUUUUCAUUCCCAUUGGAGGUCCUAUGUUUCGACUUUGUUAUCGGCUACUAAAUGAUCCUUUAAAGUUCGAACUACCUAUAUCCUAUCUACCGCCAAAAAUGCAACAGUUAUUGGAAAGUGGGCGAUAUUCAGUGUUUUAUAGCGACUUAAUUAAUAUUGAUCCUUUUAGAAGGCAAAUAGUAUCGCUGGCUUUAAAUGCUUUCGAUUACUUCAUGCUCCAUUUUGUACUGCAUGGGCUGGUCACUCCACAAAGACUUUGCUCCGGAAUGAUGCAAUUUGGCAAUGAUAAGGCCAAAACAUUAUAUCUUAUUUUGACAGCAGAAUAUUUAUGCACAUUCUUACCAAGUGAUCCAGAUUCGGUUGUACUGCCACAAAUUAUGUGUGGCAGUGUGAAAAUCUCUUCAUCGGCUUCAAUACCUGUGCUACAGCCAACAAAAUCUCCAAAAUAUCUCCUGAUGUCAGCCAUCCACCACCAUGCUCCUGCUGCGACAACAUCUCAACACACCAUCAGCAACACUACUUUAGAAUCUUCCCGUACUUAUUGUUGGCGUUCUGAAAGUGUACUCUAUCUCUUUAUUGAUUGUUGGCUUCGACUGGAUGUAGACGAUUCUCGUGAGCUACCUAGUAACGAGUUUAUUCGAUGUGUACGUAUUUUAGUUAAACAACUUCAUGCAUUUGGUAAUAGCACAGAACUGGAUAACACGGCGAUGGUACAUUUGCGCCAGCAAGCACAACCGUUAAUGAACACCCGAAUUUACUGCUUUUUAAAAUCCCUAAUGGCACGCUGGCCUUUAGAUAGCUCCUUUUCGGAUGUGCUGGAAUUAUGGCUAAGCUAUAUACAACCUUGGCGCUACACAUUUAAUCGAGACCUUGGCAGUAACUUUGAAAUCCCUAUUGGACCUCGCUAUGAAAAUUUUAUAAAUGACAAUUUGAUGGUAUACACACAAAUUUUUAUUCAAUUGAUUCCUCGCUUUGAACGUAUGGAUUUGACGACGCUCAGGAAUGUUCUAAUGUUGUUCCGGCUGCUAAAAGUAUUUAGUCAAAGUAACUUGAUUGAUUUACUGAAUCAAAACGAGCAAGUUAUGUCUUCCAAUAACAACGUCAACUUCAACAAUUCUGCGUUUAAUGUUAGCGGUGCAUCCAACCGUAGUGUGGCCAACUUGAGUGCCGGUGUAUUAAAUCGAUCCAGCGAAUGGAAAUCGUUCAAUUCAAGUAAUGGUCGGCCAGGCACACCCGGAAACAAAUCUACUGGAGAAACAGCCCAGGACGAUAGUUAUGUUUUUCUCUUCGGGGAUCAUUACAGCAGAGAAAUCGAAGAGCUAUUAAAAAAAAUAUACAUUUCCUCGAUCAUAGCAAGAGAGAAUCUAAUACAAGCUCAGAGAGAAAAAGAAAAUCGCUAUCAGGGUGUGCUCAAGUAUAUCUACAAAGUUAUUGGAUACUUUGACUAUGAUCCAAUGUAUGCAGCAAUGGUUAAUGAUCGAAAAAAGAUUCCAGAUAUUCUUGAAGUAGUAUUGCAGUCACUCGCAAGAAUGUUUCAGAUAUCGCUAACGGAAGAAUUUUUCCAAGGCGAAUCGAUGCAAAUUGAUGCCUUGUCGCAGCCCGAGCACACUUUCAAUACAGACCGAGAAAACACCGUGGAUUUUACUGCAUCAUUUCACUCGUCUUCUCUCUCGCCACAGCAAAUGAGGAGUCGGAAAGUUUUAAUUCGGUAUACAGGCGAUCCCGCUUUACUCCCAAUUAAAAGUACAGAAUUCACAUUUAUGGUACGAUUCUUGCAUCAACUGUCAUGCAAAUUAAAUAUAAUGUUCGGUGAAGAAAUGGAUAAUCUGUGGCGUCGAAAUGACAUAUGGGGUAAGCUUGGACGCCAGCUAUUAAGCCCCCCUAUGCUUACACAAACUUUCGAUAAGUCACAAGGAAUUUGUGUAUUGAAACAAGAUUCGUUAGGACCUAGGAUAUGUCUACGAAUAUUGGCCUCCUAUACGUCAUCGUUUGUGAUAGUUUGCUCGUUUUUGUUCGGAUAUUUAACGUUAAAUACACCAAGCUACGGGUUUAUGCUACUAUUGGCAUUCGCAUUUUUGUAUUUGUUCAUUAAAUCUCUAUUUUGUGACGUAUCCCCUAUGGAUUUGCGAAUGGAGCAUACAAGGACGAUAGAUCGGACAGGUUAAAUCGUUCACAGUUUUUGAAAUGUAUCGUUUAUUCGAUUUUUUUAUUACAAUAAAAAUGAGAAAAAAAUUGGCUACU